Messenger RNA from Folsomia candida, 2210 nucleotides. Its product is annotated as glucose dehydrogenase [FAD, quinone]. The coding region runs from base 130 to 1992 and encodes 620 amino acids. The record is from RefSeq and is a predicted model, not a curated record. The transcript has 12 exons. Gene Ontology annotation, molecular function: oxidoreductase activity, acting on CH-OH group of donors; flavin adenine dinucleotide binding. NCBI's taxonomy places the organism in Eukaryota, Metazoa, Arthropoda, Collembola, Entomobryomorpha, Isotomidae.
GGCACUUGCAUUUUUUAGUGCCUACUGUCUCUCGCUCAGUUAUUUCCAGCAUUUCAUCGCUGAAUAAAGUUAAACUUUGGUUUUGUGCUCGCCUACAGAUAAUUAUUAGUGUUUAGAGAACAAGCUAAAAUGCAGACACCAGUGUUUUCAUACGUUAUUUCGCCCCUAAUAUAUUUUAUGAUCUCCAUUAUUUCUGAGAAUACAAGGUUGUACCAAAAUGCCGACAUAAUGGCAGACAGGUUUCGUGCCGCUUUUUACGAAAAUGCCGAUACUUUCGAUUUUAUUGUGGUUGGAGCUGGUUCAGCAGGUGCCGUAGUCGCGAACCGUCUAGCCACAAAUAAUUUUACAGUUCUCCUGUUGGAGGCUGGGGGAGAAAUGCAACCAGGUCAAUACAUCCCCUCAACCUCUCUCCUUCUCCUCAAUAAGCCAGAAUUGGACUGGACGCACUUGACGGUCCCACAGGAAAAGGCUUGCCUCGCCUCCACAAACAAGCAAAGCUCAUGGUCUGCAGGGAAGGGAUUGGGGGGAACGUCGUUGCUGAACUUUCUGCAAUAUUUACGUGGAGACCCCCACGAUUUUGAAUUAUGGGCCAAUUUAACCGGUGACCCAAGUUGGAGUUAUGAUGGCGUUCUACCUCACUUCAAAGCAAUUGAAGAUUUUCGUGGGGAAUUUGAGAAUGAAGAUGUUCACGGACAUGGAGGGGAAGUAACCGUUCAACCACCGCCGUUUGUUGGGAUGGCCGAACACUUUAUCAAAGCUGGCGAAGAGCAGGGUUUUAAAAGACGGGAUUUGAAUGGACGCUCUGGCGAAGGAUUUUCUGUCAUGUACAAUAAUAUUCGGAAUGGACGAAGGCUUAGUUCCUUUAAUGCGUUCUUACAGCCCAUACGUGACAACCCAAAUUUAACCAUUUACAAAUUUUCGGAAGUGACCAAGGUAUUGCUAAGAGGUGAACGUAAUGAGGCUUUUGGAGUUGAAUACGUUCGACAUGGUGUUCGAAAAAGGGCGUUUGCAACAAAGGAAGUAAUUCUUUCAGCGGGAUUGGUUAACUCUGCAAAAUUGCUCAUGCUAUCGGGAAUCGGUCCUAAGAACCAUUUGGAUUCAUUGGGGAUCAAAACAAAGUGCGAUCUGCCUGCUGUCGGGAAAAAUGUACAGGACCAUGUAUCUGUUUUUUUGGGUCCGUUCCAUGUCGAUAAACCUGUGACCAUGCUGUUUGAAAGGGAUAUCAACUCUGAAGCUUUUACGGAAUUCAUAGACCACGGUACUGGGACCCUGAGCAGUGCUGGGACAAUGGCCACAGCCCUCAUUUCUUCAAGCUACGCGAAACGAUCUGGGGAAGGAAAUUGGCCGGAUCUUCAAUUAAUUUUACUUGGAACUGCAGUGUAUUCAAGAUUUGAUGUAGACUUUGCAAGUGCCUUCCACGUUCGAGAAGAUAUCCUUAAAAAGUACCUCAAAAUUUCAAAAGGGAGGGAUUCCUUCCAAAUUAUUGUGUCAGGCAACCGUCCUGUCCAACGAGGAGAAAUUCUUCUGAGGAGCAGUGACCCAAAAGAUGAACCCCUCAUUGAUCCCAAAUACUUACAUAACGACCAAGAUUUAGAAGUUCUUCUUGAAGGUGUUAAGCUAGCGUUGGAUUUGGUGGAAAACACCACGACAUUUCGAGCCAUCGGUGCCCAACUUACCACAGCAGUCUUUCCAGGUUGUGAGGAAAUGGAAUUUCGAAGUGAUGAUUAUUGGCGUUGCUUUAUCAGACAAUACACUGUGUCCAUGCACCACCUCGCAUCAUCUUGCAGCAUGGGGCGCCAUGAUUCAAGGGACGCCGUUGUAGACUCAAAGCUUCGUGUUAUUGGUGCGGAAAAUCUUCGGGUGAUCGAUGCUUCGGUCAUGCCAAGUGUGCCAAACGUGAACACAAACUCUCCCGCUAUGAUGAUUGGACAAAAGGGAGCUUCAGAAAUUCUAAAACGAUGGGCGUCCAAUGCAGAAAAUGAAGUGAAAUAGUGCCAAUUGGUUUUCGUGAAAUUCGUAGCCUGCUUCAAAACGAUACCAAAGAAUAACUUUAAUUUUCUGCAGUUACUCAAUGCAAAGUGCAAACAUAAAAUGCUUAGAUAAUUGUGCUUUAAAUUAAUUAUUAGUUAUUUAUUUCGACAAAUGUUACAAUAUCAAUAGGUUAUAUAUUCAUAGUCCCUGAAGAAAUAAAUAAUUAUUCUCCUAUAAUA